AUCUUAUUUAGGUUGGCCACUAAUGAAAAAAGCAAAUCCAAAUCUUUCUCAUUAUGCUCUUUCAAAUUUACAAUCAAAUAAUUAUAUUCAACAAAUAAUAACUCAAAAUGUUGAUGGUCUUCAUCAAAAAUCUGGUUCUAAAAAUAUUUUAGAACUUCAUGGUUCUUUAAAUCAAAUUCAUUGUUUAAAUUGUGGUCAUAUAAAACAAAGAUCUGAUUAUCAAUUAAUUUUAAGUAAUUUAAAUCCUAAAUGGAAUGAUUUCUUAAAUAAUAUUGAGUUGGGAAAAAUUACUCCUGUUGUAAGACCUGAUGGUGAUAUAGAUUUACCUCACGGUACUUCUUAUGAUUCUUUCAAUUAUCCAUCUUGUGCUCAAUGUUCUAUAGGAAUUUAUAAACCUUCUGUUGUAUUCUUUGGUGAAAAUGUUAAAGAUAACAUAAAGCAAAAGUCUAUAGAUCUAGUUAAAAAUUGUAAAAGUAUUUUGGUGGUCGGUUCUUCAUUAGCUACUUAUUCUGCAUUUAGAAUCAUCAAGCUUGCUAGUGAUCUAGAUAAAGAUAUUGCUAUUAUCAAUCUUGGUGAAACCAGAGGUGAUAAUUUAUCAUUUCUAAAAAUUGAUUUUUCUUGUGGUGAUUUAUUACCAGAAAUUGCUAAUCAAUUAACAAAGUCAUAA
Messenger RNA from Racocetra fulgida, 667 nucleotides. The record is from the annotation of a GenBank genome assembly. Lineage: Eukaryota; Fungi; Glomeromycota; Glomeromycetes; Diversisporales; Gigasporaceae.